CAAAGCUUUGUUGUCGUUUUGCUUCUUCACUUCUUGACGACACAAAUACUUGCUCUUUUUUACUGCAUCUUUCUGUAACAUACCUUUCAUCGAUACCAUGUCAUCUAUAGAAACCCCCUGCAAGGUCCCAGCCACAUACCCGUUCUGGAAGCAGGUGCGGCUGUCAUUCCUGUCCAAAAUAUCCAUGGGCACGGGGAUCCUCGCUAACUGCCUCACCCGGAUGCCAUUCGCCACUUACGUCACGGACAUCAUUGGACGGACUCUGUUUUUCGUCAACAUUUUGCUUCUCGGUACAUUGUUGAUAGUCCAAUUAGUGCAGUUCGUCUUCUAUCCGGGGAUCUUCCGGUUCAUGCGUCGCAAUCCUCGACGCAUGCUCCACUACGGCGCAAUCCCAAUGUCUCUAGGAACUGCAGUAAUCGGAAUAGUCAGAUUCCAGUUUCACCAAGUGCACGAUGCCGUCCUCUAUGCCGCAUGGGGAGUUUGGUGGGCAUCCGUGGGUCUGUCGGUAGUUUGCUCCUUGUUGCUGCUCUAUCUAAUUAUCUCGCGAGAAAUCCAGGGGCUCGAGUCUCUGACUGGUGCUUGGCUGCUGCCUGUUGCCCCACUUGUGGUCAGUGCCACAGCCGGCGCAGCUAUUGCCGAGUUUUUGCCUGAAAACUGCGUCGUUCUCACACUGCUAGUCAGCUAUUGCCUGUGGGGAGCCGGUACUCCGCUUAUUGGAACAAUCCUUGUUCUCUACUUCCAUCGACUGACCAUCCACAAGCUCCCGCCUCCAGAUCUUAUUGUCACCGCCUUUAUCCCGCUUGGCCCAGUGGGUCAGAUUGGCGCUGCAGCAGCUACUCUUGGAAGUGUAGCGCAGAUGGUGGUAGGAGAAGCGCUGCCACACCUUGAGGGAUUUGGGCCAUUCCUCUAUAAUAUUGGCAUUCUGGUAGCGCUGGCAUCGUGGGGAAGCUCGGUGUUUUGGGCAAUGAAUGCCGUCUACUCUAUAGCAUAUCGCCGGUGGUACAACAAUCUCCCAUUCAACAUCGGGUGGUGGUCGUUUACAUUCCCCAUUGGCGUGUUCACAACGCUGAGUGAAGAGCUAAAUCAAGUUCUCCAGUUCAGGUUCUUUCGGGUGAUCUACUUGAUAUCUCUCUUUGUGCUGCUGGGUCUGUGGUGCUUGGUGACUAUAAGCACCCUAUACAGUGCUUGGACGGGAGAAAUAUUUGAGACUCCCUGCCUUAGCAACGGAAUAUCAGACGACUGUGAGGAGCAAACAGGGCUGGGUUCUUCAGCAACCGUUGUGGAGUUGGGCGAUGUGUAAAUUAAAGCUUCAAACAUUCGUUGCGAUGAGAGAUAAAAAUAGCUCUAGUUUGUGUUUCCCUUAUAAUCGAUGGCUUGAACCAUGUAAACAGUGGCUUUUAGAUAGCAACAAUGAGAUCUUCAUAUGCAGACCUGGUAUG
Molecule: messenger RNA, 1439 nt
Organism: Linderina pennispora
Lineage: Eukaryota; Fungi; Kickxellomycota; Kickxellomycetes; Kickxellales; Kickxellaceae
Exons: 2
Coding region: 98-1300 (400 amino acids)
Biological process (GO): transmembrane transport; sulfite transmembrane transport
Cellular component (GO): plasma membrane
Molecular function (GO): sulfite transmembrane transporter activity
Source: RefSeq, a predicted model, not a curated record